Molecule: messenger RNA, 1923 nt
Organism: Impatiens glandulifera
Lineage: Eukaryota; Viridiplantae; Streptophyta; Magnoliopsida; Ericales; Balsaminaceae
Product: pectinesterase
Exons: 3
Coding region: 126-1898 (590 amino acids)
Biological process (GO): cell wall modification
Molecular function (GO): pectinesterase activity; pectinesterase inhibitor activity
Source: RefSeq, a predicted model, not a curated record
AGAAAAAAGGUGAAGCUAGAGGGUGUGUCAAGAACACACGCCGCUGAGAUUUAUACCAAAGGCAGAGACUAGAGAUCUCCGAGAUCUCUGCCUGAGGUGAAACAAAAUAAAUAAAUAAAAUCAUUAUGGCGUUUCAAGAUUUUGAUUAUAUCUCGGAACGUCGAAAAAAUGAGAAGAAAGAAAAAGUAAAGAAACACAUUAUAGUUGGUAUAGUUGCGGUGGUGGUUGUUCUCUUGUUGAUCGGGGCUGUUGCAUGGGCGGUAUUGUAUAUGAACCACAAAAACAAGAACCAUAACGAGGACAAGGACAAAGAACAAGCAGCACCAUCCGCAGAUAAAGCGAUUCAGAUGCUUUGUGCCUCAACGGAUUAUAAACAGACAUGUUUGGAUAGCCUCACCAAGUACGUGAGUUCCAAUCCCACCAAACCCAAGCAGCCCAAAGAACUUCUCCAGGCCUCCAUAUCCGUCAUCGCAACCGAUCUCCAAAACGUCUACAACAAAAUUUCCAAAAUUAAAUUUGAUACCCCCGAGCUCAAGGGAGCUUUCGAGGAUUGCAAGGUCCUUUUCGAAGACGCAAAGGAGGAGCUUAAUGCUUCCAUAGCUAAUGUCCACAAACAAACCAUUACCAAGCUCCCAUCCUCCACUCCAAACCUCAACAACUGGCUUAGCGCUGUUCUUUCCUAUCAGGAAACCUGCAUUGACGGGUUCCCCGAAGGUAAAACAAAGACCGAUCUCCAAUCCGCCUUGAAGAGCGUCAAGCACCUAACAAGCAAUUCCCUCGCCAUAGUCAAUCAGCUCAACGCUUUAGGAUCGAUCAACUUGGGGGCAGGCCGUCACCUUUUGGAUACAGAUCAGAAUCCCGAGACCCCAAUGUCGCACCUCGACGAUGAAGGGCUCCCGGAAUGGAUGUCCACUGAGGAACGUAGGGUGUUAAGGUCCAAGGAUGUAAAGCAAACUCCAAAUGUCACCGUCGCUAAAGAUGGAAGUGGGCAAUUCAACACUAUUUCCGAUGCAUUGGCAGCAAUUCCUGAUGAAUACCAAGGAAGGUAUGUGAUUUAUGUGAAGGAAGGAAUUUAUGAGGAAUAUCCCAUCGUCACAAAAAAGAUGGUCAACGUCACCAUUUAUGGGGAUGGAUCCCAGAAAUCAAUUGUGACAGGGAAUAAGAAUUUCGUCGAUGGUGUUCGUACAUUUCAAACUGCAACAUUCACUGUGUUGGGAGAGGGUUUCAUGGGACAAUCCAUUGGAUUCAGAAACACAGCCGGGGCUGAAAAGCACCAGGCCGUGGCCAUCCGUGUCCAAGCAGACCGGUCGGUGUUCCUCAACUGUCGCAUGGAGGCUUACCAGGACACGUUGUAUGCUCAAACACACAGACAGUUCUAUCGUGGAUGCGUGAUCUCAGGCACGGUGGACUUCAUCUUCGGGGACGCAGCAUCCAUCUUUCAAAACUGCGUGAUAUACAUCAGAAAGCCUCUGGAAAACCAACAAAACAUUGUCACUGCACAAGGGAGGAUCGACAAGCAUGAGUCCACAGGGAUUGUCCUGCAAGGCUGUCGUAUCCUAGCUGAGAAAGGAUUCGAGGAUGAGAAGAUGAAGUACAAGAACUACUUGGGGAGACCAUGGAAGGAAUAUUCAAGAACCAUAAUCAUGCAAUCGGAAAUCGACAGUUUGAUCGAUCCUGAAGGUUGGAUGCCAUGGGAAGGAGAUUUUGCACUAAAAACUCUUUAUUACGCGGAGUAUGGAAACAAGGGUCCUGGAGCCACAACUACUGCAAGAGUUAAAUGGGCUGGUUACAAGGGCAUCAUCACCAAAGACAUUGCACAAAAAUAUACAGCGGGUCCAUUCUUACAAGGCAACACCUGGUUGGGCCCAGAAACUAAAGUUCGUUUUGGUUUAGUUUGAAUUAUUAUUUUUUAUUUUUACCAUC